AUGUGUCAGUCCCUACCCCCAUCCCCCAACCUCCCAUCCCCCUUUCUCGCAAGUUCAGCUUCUGCACAAAGUGUCGAUGACACUUCAAAGAUGAAGAAAGCGAGCCCAGUUUGUGGAACAGGCGGUCCCCAUAAUAUCACUCCCAUCUUCGAGGGUUUGGCCUGUUUUCCGGAUGAAGAAACAGCCCUGCAUCGAGCCUCCUCGUGGUUUCUUAAACAAGUCUCUCCCGGAACACGUCAGGCAUAG
Molecule: messenger RNA, 246 nt
Organism: Mesocestoides corti
Lineage: Eukaryota; Metazoa; Platyhelminthes; Cestoda; Cyclophyllidea; Mesocestoididae
Source: the annotation of a GenBank genome assembly